This is a messenger RNA of Argentina anserina (silverweed cinquefoil), 959 nucleotides long. RefSeq names its product 50S ribosomal protein HLP, mitochondrial. The coding region runs from base 227 to 730 and encodes 167 amino acids. Gene Ontology annotation, biological process: translation. Gene Ontology annotation, cellular component: ribosome; mitochondrial large ribosomal subunit. NCBI's taxonomy places the organism in Eukaryota, Viridiplantae, Streptophyta, Magnoliopsida, Rosales, Rosaceae. Gene Ontology annotation, molecular function: large ribosomal subunit rRNA binding; structural constituent of ribosome. The transcript has 4 exons. The record is from RefSeq and is a predicted model, not a curated record.
AAAACCCUGAGAGACCCAAAACCAAAAGUAAUGAAAACCUUGAGUGAGCGUCUCUAGUCUCUACUGAAAAGCUCCCUUCCCAUCUCUCCAAUAAAGUCCUGCAAUUCCGUCACCGGCACCGGCUCUUUUCGCAUCUCUCUCUUCCCCCCUCUCCCUCGCCGUCAAGUUGAAAAGGAUUACAUACGAAGCUUAUUGUUUUAGUUGAAACUCGAAGUUACUCUUAAGAAUGGCUGCAGCUUUGGCUUCAAGGUGUUCUCGUGUGGGCCGUUCAUUUUUGGGGGGCCUCGGCAGCAACUGGUCUGGCUUAUUGAGCGCAUCCAAUGAGAUGACAUGCAACACAUUCUUGUCACAGCAACAAAGGAAUUUCAUACAAAUGAGGACUGUCCUCAAAGUCGUGGACAACUCAGGGGCAAAGAAGGUGAUGUGCAUACAAGCUUUGAAGGCGAGGAAGAAAGGGGCUAGAUUGGGAGACACAAUUGUUGCAUCAGUAAAGGAAGCCCAUCCAAAUGGAAAAGUGAAGAAAGGAAAGGUAGUGUAUGGUGUGGUCGUUCGUGCUGCCAUGCAACGAGGCCGCUGUGAUGGAAGUGAGGUCAAGUUUGAUGACAAUGCUGUUGUUCUAGUUGACAAGCAGGGGCAGCCGAUUGGAACUAGAGUGUUUGGACCAGUCCCACAUGAGUUGAGAAAGAAAAAGCAUGUUAAGAUUCUCAGUUUGGCAGAGCACAUUGCCUGAGUUGCACAAUGGAAUCCAGAUCCACAAUAACAACAUUCUGUUUCUUAAGCUUUUCUCAGAAGUGUUAAAGGCCAGGAUGCUUAACUCUCCUGCAGCUGCUUGUGUAAUUGCACGACCAAAAAAAAAAUCAGUUUAUUUUUGCGAUUCAUUUGGAAUUAGCAGACUGGAUGAAUCUGAUAUUUUGUAGCCAUUCUUUUGAGGCAACAGGGGAGAAAUCAACAACGUCCUA